AUGCGACCUGUGCAACAGAAAAAGAGAAAUUUCACGGAUUUAAACAAGGCGUGUCCAAAGGAUCCAUACCCACUUCCUCGAAUUGACGCAUUGGUGGACUCCACAGCAGGAUAUGAGUUAUUCUCCAUGAUGGACGCUUAUCAGGGCUACCAUCAGAUUUUCAUGGCAGAAGAGGAUCAGAGUAAGACUUCAUUUGUGACUGAAAGGGGAAUAUAUUGCUAUAAGGUGAUGCCCUUUGGGCUGAAGAAUGCGGGGGCUACAUACCAGCGGCUAGUGAAUAAGAUGUUUGAAGAUCAGAUUGGGAGAACCAUGGAGGUUUAUGUUGACGAUAUGCUGGUGAAGAGCUCAAGGUCGCAAGAUCAUAUAGUUUACCUUGAACAAACUUUUGCGACGCUCAGGGAAUUCAGAAUGAAGUUGAAUCCGAUGAAAUGCACCUUUGGAGUGACAGGGGAAAAAUUUCUGGGGUACCUAGUCAGCGAACGUGGAAUUGAGAUGAACCCUGAGAAGAUAGAGGCAAUACUGAAGCUAAAGUCGCCAACCACCGUUAAAGAAGUCCAGAAACUUACUGUUAGUUCAGCCUUGGUCAGAGAAGAAGAUGGGGUGCAGAGUCCGACAUACUAUGUGAGCAAGAUGUUGCAAGGAGCGGAGAAAAGGUAUGCACAGAUUGAGAGGUUAGCACUUGCGCUUAUUGUAACAGCCCGUAAACUGCGACCUUACUUCCAAGGUCAUCGCAUAGUCGUCCUAACCAAUCAUCCACUCCGUAAUGUAUUGGCGCGACCAGAGGCCUCGGGUAGGCUUGUGAAGUGGGCAGUAGAACUGGGAGAAUUUGAUAUUGAAUACCAAGCUCGUAUGGCAUUGAAAGGACAAGUGUUGGCAGAUUUCAUGGUCGAGCUCGUCGGCGAGCCUGAGACCGAGCCCGAGCUGGAUAAAUGGAUGUUGCAUGUGGACGGAUCCUCUAAUGCAGGAAAUGGAGGAAUUGGGAUAUUGAUACAGGGUUCGAAAAACAUGGAGAUCGAGAUCGCAACACGACUAUCUUUUCCGGUCACUAAUAAUGAAGCUGAAUAUGAAGCUCUUAUCAUGGGUUUGGAGCUGUCGCUAGAAGCGGGUGCGAAAGAUUUGGAAGUGUUCACAGAUUCGCAACUUGUUGCUUUACAGAUAGAGGGCACUUACGAGACCAAAGAAGAGAGCAUGAUAUUAUACCACACCAAAGCGAAAUCCAUAAUGUCCAAAUUUAACAAGUGCCAGUUUGGGGCUACUCUGUCAGGAAUUAGAGAUCGCAAGAUUACUGUGAUGAUCAAAGAAACAUCCGCGAUCACUGAGAGUGUUGAGGUUAAUGCAGUAAAUGAAAAGCCGUCAUGGAAGGAUGAGAUCGUCCGAUAUUUGAAAGAAGGAAGUUUACCUGAUGACCCCAUUGGUGCGCGAAGACUGAAGGCAAGAGCAACUCGUUUUACGUUGGUUGACGAACAAUUAUACAAAAGAACCAUAGAGGGACCUUUAUUGAAAUGUCUUGAUCCGGAGAAAUCUGAAUACGUUAUGAGGGAAAUUCAUGAAGGGAGUUGUGGAAAUCACUCUAGGGGAAGAUCGUUAGCACAAAAAGUUAUCAGACAAGGAUAUCUUUGGCCAACCCUAGUGAAAGACACGAAAGAGUUAGUCUAG
Sesamum indicum (sesame) is the source of this 1656-nucleotide messenger RNA. NCBI's taxonomy places the organism in Eukaryota, Viridiplantae, Streptophyta, Magnoliopsida, Lamiales, Pedaliaceae. The record is from RefSeq and is a predicted model, not a curated record.